Papaver somniferum (opium poppy) is the source of this 927-nucleotide messenger RNA. Its product is annotated as protein LURP-one-related 10-like. The record is from RefSeq and is a predicted model, not a curated record. Lineage: Eukaryota; Viridiplantae; Streptophyta; Magnoliopsida; Ranunculales; Papaveraceae. Bases 73 to 804 code for a protein of 243 amino acids. The transcript has 3 exons.
GAUCCAAUUUUGUCAAACAUUCUAGACAAAACAUUUUGAAAAGCUAGGGAAAAUCAUUUUGUCUAGAAAAAAAUGUAUCAGCAACCGCCAGGAGAGAUGGUGCCGUAUCAACAACCACCAGGAGGGAUGGUGCCGUAUCAACAACCACCAGGAGGGAUGGCGCCGUAUUAUCCACCACAGCCACCACCAACACCAACAGGGAUGCUGCCUAGCAAUCCGAUAGUUGUAAUUGCACCUCAUUUCUGCAUACCAUAUCCAGUAGAUCUUACCAUUGCAAAGAAAAGACUAACUAUUUCGGAAGGUAACUUUGGUGUUUACGAUAUCAAUGGCAAUAACAUCUUUAAAGUUCAAGGUACGCUUGUUAGCAUUCGCGACCGGCGUGUUCUUGUCGAUGCUGCCGGUGUUCCUCUAGCAACUCUACAGCAGAAGAUUUUGACUUGCCAUAGGAGAUGGCAAGUAUACAGAGGAGAUAGCUCAGAUUCAAAAGAUUUGUUGUUCAGUGUGAAAAAAUCUAGCCUUCUGCAAAUCAAAACGAGUUUGCAUGUUUUCUUAGCAUCAAACACCGCUGAAGAAGUCUGUGAUUUUAAGAUCAAAGGAAGCUAUUAUGCACAUUCUUGUGUCAUCUAUCACGGGAAUUCGAAUAACAUUGUUGCUCGGAUGCACAUGGAACACACGGUUCAAAGUAUGUUUCUCGGGAAGGAUACCUACUCAAUUACCGUCUACGCGAACGUCGAUUACGCAUUCGUUGUCGCCCUGUGUGCGGUUCUUAAUGAAAUCAAUAUGGACAGAAGUGGUGAAGAUUAAGCUCUUAGUAGAAAUCCAAACUUCGUUACAUUAUUUUUUAAUGGCAAUUUUUCCUUACUUUCAUUAAAAGAUUUGCUUAUUUUUUACAUUCUAUUUAAUACAACCGUUUGGUUCAUUUGAUUA